Messenger RNA from Scomber japonicus (chub mackerel), 3691 nucleotides. It is a transcript of the gene pogza, whose product is annotated as pogo transposable element derived with ZNF domain a. Gene Ontology annotation, biological process: regulation of DNA-templated transcription. NCBI's taxonomy places the organism in Eukaryota, Metazoa, Chordata, Actinopteri, Scombriformes, Scombridae. Gene Ontology annotation, molecular function: RNA polymerase II cis-regulatory region sequence-specific DNA binding; DNA-binding transcription factor activity, RNA polymerase II-specific. The transcript is spliced from 23 exons. The record is from RefSeq and is a predicted model, not a curated record. Bases 45 to 3665 code for a protein of 1206 amino acids.
UGGAGGAGACGGCGAGUAGUGACGAUGGCGGCGCCGACCUGCUGAUGGAGUGUGAUGAAGACGAGGAGUUUGAGGUGGAGCAGCACGAUGAAGCUCUGCCGGCCGUGGCCUCCAUCAUCAUGGAGGACGAGGAGCAGGUGGAGGAGAUGAACCCCCCAGUCAGGAUCAUCCCGAUCCCCCUGCUGCCCCUGGACGCCAUCAGCCCCUUCUCUACGCCGAUGUCAGGAGUUCGUCGGGUCUUCAUGGUGAACGGUCAGGUGAUCCCACUGUGGCCCGGAGGCGGCUCCACUGAGCUGAAGCUUCUCUCUCAUCCGUCUGGUUCAGCCAGCAGCUUCACUACAGUCCAGAUCCCUGAUGAGGCACUGAGAGCCCCCCCACCCCCACCCCCAACCCCAACCCCACCUGACCCUGAACCUGAACACACCCCCAUCAUCACAGGUGAAGCAGCUCAGAAAGUUUUGAACGACCACAACGUGAACUUCAUCCCCCAGAAUCCUCAGCGGCAGUCCCCCGACCCCCCUCCCUCUGAGAAACAGGCGUGUGUGUGUGUGUGUGUGUGUGUGUGUGUGUGUGUGUGUGUGUGUGUGUGUGUGUGUGUGUGUGUGUGUGUGUGUGUGUGUGUUGCAGGUCAGCUGGGUGACAGUCCUGACUGUAUGGUUUGUUUGACUCCGUUCAAACUGAUCCAAGAGCUGCGAGGAUUCAUGUGUCUGUGCAGUCCUGCCAUCGCUCAGAGUCUGAGGAUCCUGAGGAGGAAGAAACCUCGCAGGUGGAGCCGACACAAGAAGAAGAUCAACAAGCUCACCAGAGCUCAGCCUGGGUAUAAAAGCACUUCUCCGCUCCAGAAGAGACGGUCUGACGACUUCCUGUCAGAGGAGAUCAGCAGCCCCCCCCGUCUCAUCCUCAAACCGGACCCCUCGGACCCGCCCCCUGAGCCGCCCCCCCAGGGGAAGCUGGUCAUCAUGGUGGAGGACUUCUACUACGGGACCGACCCCGGACCCAAAACCAGCAGAGUCCAGCAGCCGGCCAGGAAGUACACCGGACCGUACCGCUGCAUACACUGUGCCCAGACCCUGCCUAACAAUAUACAGCUGAUGUCCCACAUGCAGCAGCACGUGUCGGCCAUGUCUCAGCAGGACUCGGCGUCUUCGUGUCCUCACUGCUAUCGUCACUUCAGCUCCGCCUUUAAACUGCAGUGCCACCUGGAGGCCGUCCACAGUCAGUACGAGUCCACAGCGAAGUGUAAGAUCUGUGAGCUGGAGUUCGGGUCUGAGCCGGCGUUUCUGUGGCACAUGAAGAGUACACACAAGCCAGGAGAGAUGCCUUAUGUCUGCCAGGUGUGUGACUUCAGGUCGUCCUUCUACUCAGACGUGUGGAGUCACUUCCUGCAGUCUCACGCUGACACUAACAGCCUCAUGUGUCAGUACUGUCUCCGAGUCCUCCGCAGCAGCUCCUGCUACCAGCAGCACUUCGCCCGCCACCAGAGGAAGACGGUGUUCAGCUGUGAUAUGUGUCGUCUCCACUUCCUGUACGUUAAAGAGCGAGUUGAACACCGAACGCUGCAUCACACGACUCACAUCAAACCCACUCAGCUGACCGGCCUGAAGCCUGGGACUAAGGUGACAGUCAGGACGUACUCUGUGGUCGGAGGAUCAGAGAGUGAAUCCCAGAGGAGAUCAGCUGUUCCCUGUAAGGUGGUAGACGUGGAGCCCGGACCCCCCCCACUGGAGGCUCCUAAGAGGAGGCCUGUGGAGCCUCUGGGCCGUCUGCUGAGUCAGCUGACCCAGGACAGUGAGGCGCUGGGUGUCUCUCGUCCCUCUCGUUGUGUCGAGUGUCUCACAUCAGUUCAGGACUUCAGCUCUCACUUCCCGUCUCUGGUGCAGUGCUCUCUGUGCAGGUUCACCACCUGCUGCUCCACCUCCUACGCCAACCACAUGAUCAAUCAUCACGCCGGCUGCAGCAGGAAGAAGCCGAUCUACUUCAGCAUGUUCCAGCCGGCCUGCAGGUCCGAGGAGCUUCGCUGUGAGUCCUGCUCGUUCUCCACCUGCAGAGGAGACGUGAUGGCCAAUCACCUCGCAGAGAGACCUCAACACCGCUGUGUCAUAGUUACACACACCGUGACAUCAUCAGGCGGUCGGGGCGGAGCCUUCAUCCCCAUCCACCUCCUCCCCUCCACUCAGACCCCCCCCCAGCUGUCUGUCAAACCCCUCCGCCCCCCCUCCUACCUCUCCUCCGCGCCCGCCAUGACCAUCAAGUUCUUGGGAAGACGCCCACCUCUGCAGCCCUCAGGCCUGUCGGUGUCCCAGCUGUCGGUGCUGCUGUUCUCUCUGUGCCACGGUCUUCCUCAGGCGGCGCGGCGGUUCCACCUCUCUCCGCUGGCGCUGCUGCAGCUGACGGAGCAGCGCGACCGCCGCCUGGCUCGGCUCGCCUGGCACUGGAGGACCGACAAGAUGGCCGCCUGGGUGCUGAGCCAGCGCGAGCAGCAGCUGCUCCUGCAGGAGGAGACGCUGCUGCAGACGGCGCGGCGAGCGCUGGGCGACAACAGUCAGCUGAUCGACCGCUACGGCUGGGCGGUCGACUUCAUGCUGCGACAUCAUCUCAGCCUGCAGCCAAUCAGCAGCAAGCAGCGCCGAGGCCUCCCCAGAGACAUCCAGGCCCACAGCAUGGCAACCAUCCGCUCGCUGUGUGCCAAGGUGGACGGUUCCGCGCUGCCUCCUCGCUCCGUCGGCUUCAUGGACGAACUCGCCGUCUUCAUCAACACGGAGAAGUUCUCCAAUCAGAGCCCGGCGGCUCUGAAGCUGUUCGGUCGUCCCGGCGACGCUCCGCUGCUGGACGUGGUGUUGUCGGGUCUGUCUGACGGAACGUUCCUGCCCCCCCUGCUGUUCUUCAGAGGAGCUGCGGCCGACGUUCCCGAUGGCUUCCCAGAGAACGUUCUGCUGGAGGCUCGACUGGAAGGAUUCAGCGACCGGGAGCGGCUCCACAUCUGGACCCAGAAGGUGUGGCGCCCCCACCUGGCCUCUCUGCCAGACAGCCGCUCCGUGCUGAUGGUGGACGUCCAUCGAGGUCACCUGGCGGACGAGUUUCAGGAGGACAUGAGAGACGCGUCCACUGAGCUCGUCUUCAUUCCUGCUGGAUGCUGCUGCCGCCUGCAGCCGCUCGACCUCUGCAUCACACCUGUCCUCAGAGAGUUCCUGCAGGCUCAGUGGACCCAGCUGGUGUCUCAGGGAGGUCUGGAUGGUCUCAGUCUGGAUCAGCUGGCUCUGACUCUGACCUGCUGGUUCAGUGAAGUCUCCUUCAUGCUCAACGCUGACAGACACAUCCUGCACAGGUCGUUCACCUCGGUGUGUAACCUGCAGCAGGAGCAGCAGGAGGAGAAAGCUUCAAUGAUCCGAACUCUGACUGAGAUGCUCAUCCAGCCUCCAACCUCCCACCUCCCUCCUCCUGCUCCUCUUCCUCCUCCUCCUCCUCAGGCGGAGCAGGUGGAGCUGCUGCUGGUGAUGCAGGAGGAGGAGGAGGAGGAGGAAGAGGAGGAGGAGGUGCAGGAGAAGGAGGAGAAGAAGUGGAAGCAGCCGUCGUUGAGGAGUCCGUCGUCUGUGUGUCGAGUGUUUGACGGCGACAGCGAUCAGGACUCGUUCCUCGGCUUCGAUGAUGGAGAGACGGACGAGUGACUUCCUGCUUCUUCUUCUUCUGCUCC